CUGCCACUCCGCGCUAAAACGCAUCAGCUGUCUCGCGCUGCCGGUUGCCAACACAGGGGCGAUUCUGCUCGCGAAAAGCAGCGCCGUGUUCGUCGCUCUCCCUCCGCUCUCAUCCGGACGACACUCGACCUUGAAGAAGGAGAUCUCCGUGAUCAAAAUAGCUCCGGGUUGAACUUCCACCAACCAACACGUCGGUAGGAGGAGUCAACAGGUACUGGGGUUUCUAUUCCUGUGACAAUGCCAUCGCCAGUGGCUUGACAGGGGCCGUGUGAGCUGCACGGUGUAGCUGGGCAGUGGAGGACAAGCUCCUGGACCAGACUCACCGCGGGCAACAGCCACACACCAACACUGGGAAAGAGCUGUCACGGUGACUCACAUUGACAGGGUCAAGCCGCCGGGAGGACCAUGUGACCUCUCUGCUGGCCCCGCCCACCAUUGCUGACUCGUCCGCGGUCACUUCCUGUCAGGCCUCGUUCUCUCUCUCUCUGCGGCGGCCGGUGGCAUCAGAGCGGAACCGAGCGGAGAUCUCGACGCCUUUACGUCCACGGCACCGUGCGUCCAACUCCUGCGGAAAAUCUGAACUGGGACCAGAGGACACACACACACACACACACACACACACACACACAUAGAGAGAGAGGACACUCAGGACACCUCAGACACGUUUUUUGUCGAGUAAGGGAGUGCUGCAAGAAGAAAAAAAUAGUCUGAGUUUUGAGUCGUUUUUUUCCUUCAAAGAAAACAAUCUGUGUGUCGUCUUUUUUUUACUGCAAGUCUCCUGACCUUCCUCUUAUCUGUGCACAGUCAGACACGUGCACACCCACUCAAACACACACACACACACGUUUCUACUAGCAGAACACUGACUCAGACCCAGGAGCAGAAGGCCCAAGCGCUCCUGGUCGGAUUCUGGAUUUACCAUCGCCGUGGUUCCUGCCCCGCGUGUGAGGAAUGUAAACGCCCGCCGGCGCCACGGACGAACGCAGGAGAGGCGUGGGCUUCGGCGGAGGAGGCGGCGGCGGAGGCAGUUCCCGGCCCGACUUCGGCAUGUCAGGCAACGGGAACCCGUGCCCCCCCGGGGUGCCCCCUCCGCUGGGCGCCUUCUCCGUCCCCCACUACUCCUACUUCUUCCCCCACAUGCUGGGGGGGCUCUCGCCCCCCGCCCUGCCCGGCCUGUCCGUCAGCGGAUACAGCACCCCGUCUCCAGCCACAGUGGAGACCCAGAGCACCAGUUCGGAGGAGAUCGUGCCCAGUCCGCCGUCCCCCCCUCCGCCGCCCCGCAUCUACAAGCCCUGCUUCGUGUGCCAAGACAAGUCCUCAGGCUACCACUAUGGCGUCAGCGCCUGUGAAGGAUGCAAGGGCUUCUUCAGGAGAAGUAUACAGAAAAACAUGGUGUAUACCUGUCACCGGGAGAAGAGUUGCAUCAUCAACAAGGUCACACGCAACCGCUGCCAAUACUGCCGGUUGCAAAAGUGCUUCGAAGUGGGCAUGUCCAAAGAGUCGGUGCGGAACGACCGCAACAAGAAGAAGAAGGAGGAGCGGAAGCCUGAACCCUGCUCGGAGAGCUACGCCCUGACCCCCGACACGGAGGACAUGAUCGAGCGCGUGCGCAAGGCCCACCAGGAAACCUUCCCCUCGCUCUGCCAGCUCGGGAAAUACACGACGAAUAACAGUGCGGAACAGCGUGUGUCGCUGGACGUGGACCUGUGGGAUAAGUUCAGCGAGCUGUCCACCAAGUGCAUCAUCAAGACGGUGGAGUUCGCCAAGCAGCUGCCCGGCUUCACCACACUCACCAUCGCCGACCAGAUCACACUCCUCAAGGCCGCCUGCCUCGACAUCCUGAUUCUGAGGAUCUGCACGCGGUACACCCCCGACCAGGACACCAUGACCUUCUCGGACGGCCUGACGCUGAACCGCACGCAGAUGCACAACGCCGGCUUCGGCCCGCUGACCGACCUCGUGUUCGCCUUCGCCAACCAGCUGUUGCCGCUGGAGAUGGACGAUGCCGAGACAGGGCUCCUGAGCGCCAUCUGUCUGCUGUGUGGAGACCGACAGGACCUGGAGCAGUCGGACAAGGUGGACGUUCUGCAGGAGCCUCUGUUGGAGGCGCUGAAGCUCUACGUGAGGAACCGGAGGCCCCACAAGCCCCACAUGUUCCCCAAGAUGCUCAUGAAGAUCACCGACCUGCGCAGCAUCAGCGCUAAAGGGGCGGAGCGUGUGAUCACCCUGAAGAUGGAGAUCCCGGGCUCCAUGCCCCCGCUCAUCCAGGAGAUGCUGGAGAACUCGGAGGGCCUGGACGGCCGUGAGGGCGGUGGGGCGCGCGGCGGCGGCGGCAGCAGUGGUGGGGGCGCCCCUCCGGGCAGCUGCAGUCCCAGCCUCUCCCCGAGUUCCGAGCAGAGCAGCCCGCCGGCACCCUCGCCCUCGCCCUCCCCCUGAUCUGGACCCACGUCUCUCCGCCCCCACCCCACCCCCCAACCCCGCCUUCUCCCUGCCCUGCCCCACCCCACCCCACCCCAGCCUCACACACACCUCCACCCUGACCCCACCACACAAGAAACAACCAAACCAAACCCAGGCUCCUCUGGAGAGAAGGUAUGGGGAGGAAAAAAAAGAAGAAACCUUCAGCGUGAAAUUGGAGCCCUUUUUAAGCAGGCCCUCGGGCCGAGCUGGGUCGGGCUGGACCAGAACAUUCGGACCAGCUCUGCUGGACCCGCACUCGGACCCACCGCUGACUGAGUUUCCUCAGUUCUGUUUUUUGUUACUGUAACUUUGGGGAGAGCGGGGAGGCCGAGGGGGCCAAGGGUGGCUUGGGACAGGCCACAGCUGGUCAGUCACCUGGCUGGACUGGGGUGGAGUGGAGUGGAGUGGCUCUGAGGUAAUAUUGGUCCGGAUGACCAUGGGAACCUCUCUCUUGAAACUGGAAUCGCAGUCCGAGGUCCAAACCUGCUGAGCCAAGCGCCCGGGCCUCUGUGUGUGUGUGUGUGUGUGAGUGUGAGUGUGUGAAGGGGGGUGGGGUGGGGGGGGGGUGCUAGACUGGGGACUGUGUGGUCAGGCCCAGCCAGCCUUGUUCUCUACGGAUCCGGAUUUGGCGCUGGUCAGUGCAUCCACCUCCGCUCCGCUCCGCUCCGCUCCACACAGCCCUGAGCCGUCCGCCGCUUUCAGGACCCCGCCUCUGCACACCCCACUGUCCAGCUCUGGACCGCUGAGCCGAACCGACUCGCCAUGGGCAAGAACAGGAAGUCAGGCGCUUUUUCUGCUUCCUGUAUAUCUGUGUGUGCGUGCGUGCGCUUGACCACGCCUCCUCCUGUACGGGCCCCUCCUCCCUUUUGGAUCCUGAGAUACCGAUUGGCUGUUUUGGACUUUGGCUGAUCCUUCCCUCUAAAGAGAGGAGGAGAGAGAGGGAGAGGGAGCCCCGCCGGUCAGGCAGGAGAUCUCCCGUUAUCCAGAUGUUGUCAGGGACGUUUCAAAACUUUCGAAACCCUUUCUUUUCUAAUGAGAGAUAUAUGAAUAUAUAAAAUAUCUAUAUUGACAGAAUUAAGAACAUGAUGAACAUUUGAAUUGUCUUAGGUGGAAUGAUGCAUUAAAAUCAUUUGUUUUUCUUUCUUAUUGAUUAUCGUCCCUCAGAGUUAGAUAGAGUUGUGUUGACUCCACCAUCACCCCUCCUACACACGCGCACACGCACACACACACACACACACACACACACACACACACACACACACACACACACACACACAUGCACACACACGCACACACACACACACACACGCACACACACACACACACACACACACACUCACUCACUCACUCACUCACAGAAUUUGUAUUCACACCUUGCGGACUGAUGUGGUCACUUCUGGGACUGUUGCUGUAGAAGUGACUGGAUACUGUUCACGUCAUGCACAUCAGGGGCUCGGUCACUGACUGUCCAACAAACCAGUUCAAAUCACCAGACUCACCAGCUGUAAAGAGUACUGUUAUGUUCAUGUCCAUGAGAGAGACAGAGACAAAGCGAAAGAGAGAGAGAGAGAGAGAAAUGGAGAGAAAGUGGUGCAGAAGAGGUGAUUCUGACAGUGAAGAGAAAUUGAAGAUUGCCUUGUGAGUGUUUCUGGUCAUGUCCUGUCAGAUGAUGCAGAGAUAGGAGACUAUUGCCAAGGAGGACAUGAUGUGCAAGAUAUGUAUUCUUCUGUUGGUCUCUGGGGAGGUUGAUCUCUGUCAAUGUGUUAAUGCCUUUCAUAUGACCUUUAUUUCUUCUGUUUUUGUGUUAAGUUUUCAGGGGUGGGUUUGAGGACUGUGGGGGGUCCUAGGGUUAGGGUUGGAGUUGAAGUGGGGUGAACUGGACUGAACAUUCUCCUACAGAGCUAACUGUUUUAGCUGCUAACUGCUUGUUCUCAAGAGUUAGAGUAAGUCCUCAAGGAUGCUGGUUCUCUCAUCCCACGAUUGGAUACCCAACCGAAACCAGCUGCAUUGUUUUCAAAGAACAAAUCAGAUGCUCCAUUUCCCUCACCACUGAAUGUGAUGCCCCCCCCCCCCCCCCCCCCACGAUCCCCCCCAAAUCCAGCCUCCCUACUCCCAACUCACUGUGUGUGUAUCAUGUCCUUACUGUACAUGUGUCCCAAACAACAGUACUGCCUCUACAACAACACACACACAUUCAGUGCACAGCACAGCACAGCACAGCACCGCACCCCACAACAUAACUGCCUCUAUUCCGUUCAAACACCUCCUAACUCCUACCCUGUACGGCUCCCUGUAAACCUCACAAGAGAUGUACGCUGAAAUAAAGCUCGGCUCAGCGAAGCAUCAAAGUGCGCCUAGUCACAUUCUGGCAAAGGGACAUGCACUACAGGAAGUGUGUAGAUAAGGAAUGGGGUUCCGUUAGUUCACAUUAUAGGAAAGCACUUCCUUGGAAUUAUUCAGUGUUUCGGCUUCAGUGUGUCAUUACUGGAGGCCGUUGAGAUUUUGACUUAACCACAACGUAAGGACGGAACACUUGACUUUUUCACAGUCCUAUUCUUAAACAAUAAACGAAAUGAUGACGUGAGCUUUUGGGUGUUUACAGUGAGCUAUACAGGGGUUUUCUCCUCUCUCCUCCCCCCACCAACAUCACUGCCUCCUAGCAGACAAUCACCUAACCUGUGGCCAACAGCACUGCCUCUGUGAACACUUCAUCCUCGUGUGGGCGAGCAAGCCACGGCUGCACUGCCUCUGCACUGUGUGUUCAGUGGAACCACGCUGCCCGAACGCAUCAUGGGGUUUUAGAGUUAAAAAAAAAAAAAGUAGUAAAAUAAACAAAGAAACAAAUACGUGUAAAAUCACAAACAGCUACGCAAAAUCACUGUGUCACAGCCAAAGCAGGGUCUCUCUCCCUCACACACAUACACACAUGCACGCACACACACACACCACAACCAACAUCAACUUUCUCUCUUUUUUCCUCUCGCUGUCUGUCUUUUCCCUCUACCUGUUUCUCUCUUUCACACACACAAAGGAUGGACAGCUGCCCAAGGCAACAACCCUCUCACCCCUCACAACCAAGGCACAACUCUCUUAUCUCUUUCCUUGACACUUGUAAUACAGCUGGACGCACAAAAAUGAAACUGUUAUUAUUGUCAGAUCCUUGGAUGAAGAGAAUGAUGAUGAUGUUUAAUAAAGAAUCAUGUUUUGUGUGUGUUUAUGAUAA
This is a messenger RNA of Sardina pilchardus (European sardine), 5683 nucleotides long. RefSeq names its product retinoic acid receptor, alpha b (gene rarab). Gene Ontology annotation, molecular function: RNA polymerase II cis-regulatory region sequence-specific DNA binding; nuclear glucocorticoid receptor binding; zinc ion binding. Gene Ontology annotation, cellular component: nucleus; transcription regulator complex. The coding region runs from base 1048 to 2436 and encodes 462 amino acids. The record is from RefSeq and is a predicted model, not a curated record. Lineage: Eukaryota; Metazoa; Chordata; Actinopteri; Clupeiformes; Clupeidae. Gene Ontology annotation, biological process: regulation of transcription by RNA polymerase II; cellular response to corticotropin-releasing hormone stimulus; retinoic acid receptor signaling pathway. The transcript has 10 exons.